AAUAGAUUGUUUUUAAACCCGUUUGCGUAGCUUUUAUGUCUUUACAAAUGCAGAGUGCAGGAAUAAACGCUUCUUGAACCCGGGAAUUAUUCUGACCGUUCGUGCUAGCAGCGACGUUAGCUGCGGAACUUUACAACAGACAUGCGAAUUAACGCUAAAUAUUGCCCCAGCUGAGAGAGAAGAGGUGCUGCGCGACCGCGGCAUGAAUUCAAGUCACGUUCACGUAUUGUAGAAAUGACACAUUUUAAGUGCGUUUAGCUUUGCUUCAGAAACGUCCGAAUACAACGUUAGGUCGAACAUUGUUUUAAUAGUUCGCUGGAGACGGCACGAAUGUCAAAUGUGGAGCUGUAACCUGCCAUUAAAGCGUCUGAGUAUUUUGAAAAGCGCUAUAGAAAUGUAAUGUAUUAUUAUGUUUAGGGAGACGUCAGAAAGUGCUCGUUGUUUUUCCACAGAGGUUUUGUUUUACGAACUCGGUGAAGGUCUUUUUGAAGGCACCAGAUGCAGCAGGCUGACCCGUCGUCACCUCCCAGCUGUUCCUCCACCUCUGACUGCUUCCCCCUCAGUAACACAGCCCAAUGUGGAAGUGCGCCCUCAGUUGAACCCGAGAAACGCAUAGUGAGAGCCAACCCGCCACACCUCUGCAGAAUGCCGUCCAUCGUGAGCUUCUACGUGUGCUACCUGCUGUGCCUGGGCCUCAGUCUGGCCUGCAUGGUGUGCGUGUGUUUGUGGAACAGCCGGUGGCGGGGCGGUUUUGCCUGGGACGGGUCGUCGCUGCAGUUCAAUUGGCAUCCGGUGCUGAUGGUGACAGGCCUGAUUGUGCUGUAUGGCAACGGAGCCGUGUUGUACCGCAUCCCCCUAUCCUGGGGUCACAAUAAGCUCCCCUGGAAGCUGCUGCAUGCCACCGUGAUGCUCCUGGCCUUGGUGCUGUCCAUCGUGGGUCUUUGCGCCGUGUUCGACUACCACAACGUUGGAAACACUCCGAACCUCUACUCUUUGCACAGCUGGAUUGGAUUUGCUGCUACGGCACUUUUUGCCAUACAGUGGGUGGUGGGUUUGGCCGGCUUCCUGCUGCCCUGCUCCCCCGCGUCUCUGCGCGCUCUCCUCAAACCUGUCCACGUGUGGAUGGGCGGCAGCAUCCUGUGGCUCAGCAUCGCUGCCUGCAUCUCGGGAAUCAAUGAGAAACUGUUCUUUGUUCUAGGCAGUGUGUAUGCUGCCCUUCCACUCGAGGCUGUGUUGGCAAAUGUAUUGGGAGUUUUGAUUGUGGCCUUUGGUCUGGUUGUCCUGAAGAUUUUGUCCAACCACGAGUGGCAGCGACCAGAGUCCGGGCCCGAGGACCUGGUUUACGCGCCGCUGCAUCAAGAAGAACAUGAAUGAAGUGAAUUUAAAAAAGAAAUGCUCUCCGCAAACCCUGUCCAAACAGUUUGACCAUCACAGAUCAUUCCCUUUAACAAUCCAAAAUAUCUGCUUUGCAUGUACUAAUAGCUAUUUGAACACUGUGAGAAUUAUGCAGGUCGUUUUGGGUGUAAAUAUUUCUUUGAAAUUCUAUUUAGAAUUUUAGCUAAGACAACCUUAGAACAUUUGACCACAGAUAUGUUCCUAAGGUGAAGAAUAUAUCUAAAAAAUCAACAACCAUAAAAUACAUUUAAAGCUGGUGUUGUAUUAUAAAGGCUGACCUAACGUCGAUGAUCAAAUGUUGCUAUUUAAGUUUACAUAAUGACAACUGUUUGCCGGAGUUCACUUUUUGUUAUUAUUAUUCCUUUAUUUAAGAUCAAUAUUGAAGUAUGACAUUGUAACAAAUGUCCAGGUUUCUAUUGAGCUUUUUGAAUAAAGCUUUGAAUGUC
Molecule: messenger RNA, 1841 nt
Organism: Pseudoliparis swirei
Lineage: Eukaryota; Metazoa; Chordata; Actinopteri; Perciformes; Liparidae
Product: lysosomal membrane ascorbate-dependent ferrireductase CYB561A3
Exons: 7
Coding region: 499-1374 (291 amino acids)
Cellular component (GO): lysosomal membrane
Molecular function (GO): oxidoreductase activity
Source: RefSeq, a predicted model, not a curated record